AUGUCCUCGCCCAGCCGCAGUGACUCUGAAUCCGAGUCCCGUUAUGACGACGAUGUACCCGAAUCAUCCGGGUCAGAUUCUGAUCUCGACCCUUCGGCUGCUCAGUGUCCCUCUUCAAACAAUGAUCACGAUACAAUGGACAUCGACUUAUCUUUCGAUGCUGCACUCCCAAUGAAUCCAUUCGUCGCUCGGGUGCGCCGCGCACUGCAGGGGAUACAGGCCGCAGGACUAAGCUUACCGGAGCUACUCGAUGCAGUCACCUGGGGCGAUCAGGCUUGCCGGCGCGAUCCUAUCAUUUCGGGGGCGUGCCGAUCUCUCAUGCAGAGCGAUUUAUUGCCUUCGAUGUUGCAGAGAUGGGCGAAGCCGCCGAGCACCGCAAAAGGGCGACGCCCGGAGGGCGGGUCGGCGGCUGUGAAGGAGGCAGCCCGGGCAAUUGUUCAGGACGAGCUGCUGGACGAGAUCAAAGCCGUGUCUGCUCAUGUUCUGCAAUCCAACGACAAGCAGGACCUGACUGCUGAAGAGCUUACCAGCAUUCGCUUCCACGACAUCAUCCCUCGUGUUCAGUCCCUCGCGCCAGGCGUCUGGAAUCUCCUACGCUCCUUGGGCUACAGCAAGCGCCAGGAACAGCAUAAUACGCGAAAGAACCCGGACAAGGUUCGUUCUGGCAAGAAUUUACCAUACCCUUUGCUCACUGGACAUCCGAAGACCAUAUUUACCAUUGUAUCGAUGCUCUGCUACACGCGCAACAAGAACUGCGGGCGGUAUCAGAAGGCAAUGAGUAUUUAUGUCAAGUUCAAAGGCCUGACAGCAAAAGCUUUCGACACCCUACACUCCGUCGGCCUCGUCAUGAGUCACAAAUGGACCGGAAACGCGGUCGACAAGAUUUCGCAACGCGCAAUGAACGAGGUCGUCGCUCUCAUGCAGGCAAACAGUGCCUGGCUCAUCUCGCACGACAACGUCCAGCUCCCUUUCCGCGUAUUUUCGCAGAGGCUCGACAAGAACACGACUUUUGGGAGUGGAACCGCUGCCACUGUCUACUUCAAGCGUAGCGCUACGCCCCUCGCGUCCGAAGUGAACGCCGAGCUGAAGCGCACGCGCGCAGAGGGGCUGAACAAGCCGCUUGACUUGCUUUGGAUCGCAGAGCGCGAGAACGAAGUUGCGCCGCACUUGCGCAUGCAAGCGAUACACGAGAUCCUGCGUGUCAUUGUCGAGGCUCCCGAAUUCGACUUUGCCACAUAUUCGGACAAGAAUAAUGCUUGUCUCGAGCGCCCGCCUCCCCGCUUCGGCCUGCCAUUCGGGGACGAGCACCGCACUGUACAGCGCAUGCUCGGUACGGUGAACAUCCCCGAGGCGAGCUAUGAAGACAACGAUCGCCUGAUCGAGGAAUGGCUGUCCCAGCUCGACCUCUCAGGCCUGGAGAAGCAGGAGGAGGUCGGGCUGCGGCGCAUUAUCUUCUGGAUUGGCGACCAACUCACCGUUGAUCGCCUUCGUGGACUCUUCAAGUUCCAUGCCGAGGAGUUUAAUUCGUUCGACCGUCUCGAUUGGCUCAUUGUCGUCUUCGGCUGGCUUCAUUUGCAGAUGGCCUUCGCAAACUCUCUCCACAAGCAGUAUGUCGGCACUUCGCACGGAUACGGCCUCGCGCGCGUCUUCGAUCUCUUGAACCUCAAGGGUCUACACAAGGUUCAGACGAAGGGUGUUUUCUACCAUGAUCUUGACGAAGCGAUUUGCCACACUGCAGAGGCGCAUUUUCGGGUCGAUUGGAAGGGUGUGGCGGGGGUAGACGAUCUCGCGGAGCUUCGCAAUCGCAAGGGUGACGAGCUGUUGAAGUUGGCUACACGCAUACACGAUGAACGGGCAUCAGGUGCUGCGCUCAACGCGAUGGACGAGAUGGACGAAGACGAGCGGGACGAGCGCUUGCGUCAGGUCUAUAUGUGGAACCGUGAUGUUGUGCAUUACAUGGUCCUCAACGAGGCUAUCAAGCGUGGUGACGUAGGGACCAUGGAAGACAUGUUGCCCUUCCUCCUCUUCCGCUUUAUUGGUGGAAACAAUAACAAGUAUUGUAUCGAAGUCCUCGAAUUGAUGCAGGGGCUCUAUCGCGAGUGGCCUGAGCCAAUCUGUCGCUUUGUACGCGAGCAUUGCUGGCUCGUCAACAUGUCUGGAACAGCCCAAGGCUUCUGUCCUGUAGAUCAGGCCCAGGAGCACAAUAUCAAGGAUAUCAAGGCAUGGCCAAGCAUUGACUGGGCAUUCCUCAAAAAGAUGCAUCCUGCUAUACCGGUCAUACGAGAACUGAGUAAACAUAUGGAACGGGAGUUUAGGACGAACACGCGUGGAUUGAAGCACACAGUUCCGAAGAAAGACCAGGACGUGCGCACGCUUCAGGCGGUAUACGAGCAGGCUGACUUGCAUACCCAUGAGUGUGGGCGCACGCUGAAACCAGGCAAGAAGGAUACGGCGAAGGACUUCUUAUCACUUGGUCUCGACAAGCUUCUGGGUGUACUCGAGCGAUGGGUUAGUGGCCGACUGUACACGCGACGCACCGACGAGGACUACGAGGUGCUUAGUGACGAAGGGAGUUCCGAUGAGGAGGCCACUGAGGAUGUGUAA
Messenger RNA from Schizophyllum commune H4-8, 2604 nucleotides. RefSeq lists its product as uncharacterized. The transcript has 3 exons. Lineage: Eukaryota; Fungi; Basidiomycota; Agaricomycetes; Agaricales; Schizophyllaceae. Bases 1 to 2604 code for a protein of 867 amino acids. The record is from RefSeq and is a predicted model, not a curated record.